UGUGCCGGUUUGCCCUUGGCGGUGUUUCGGCCGCCUUGGGGCGCUGGCGGGCCACGCGUCUGUGACAUCCCCCCGCCGGACGGAGUCAGCGCCGGCCCCCGCAGGCAUGGCGCGGACGGUUCUGGAGAACCUCCGAACAGCGAAGCCGGCAAGCCGAGCAAUGACGAGCAGAGUGGUUAUCGCAAUUAAAUGCGAUAGAGCCACCGGCGGACUUUCCAAGUUCAAGCGCAGAUGGCUCAGCAGAGGGCUCCAAGCCCCUCGCUUCUUCGUGAACGGCUCCGCCUUUA
Amoebophrya sp. A120 is the source of this 287-nucleotide messenger RNA. The record is from the annotation of a GenBank genome assembly. NCBI's taxonomy places the organism in Eukaryota, Dinophyceae, Syndiniales, Amoebophryaceae.